This is a messenger RNA of Hippocampus comes (tiger tail seahorse), 2807 nucleotides long. RefSeq names its product kelch-like family member 11 (gene klhl11). The record is from RefSeq and is a predicted model, not a curated record. The coding region runs from base 367 to 2439 and encodes 690 amino acids. The transcript is spliced from 2 exons. Gene Ontology annotation, molecular function: protein binding. Lineage: Eukaryota; Metazoa; Chordata; Actinopteri; Syngnathiformes; Syngnathidae.
UACUGCGCAGGUCACUUUCUGUCAGCAGCUCAGUCUGAGGUCUGGGACGAAGUCAGUCUUGUUUUGGUGAGCGGUUUACGAUUCUGCUCGUGAACGUUCGGACAAGAAACAAAAAUAUCUACCCAAAUGUGGAGCUCCCGAAAAUUUUGCGUGGGGGAAGAAUUAUAUGGCGAGGGCUAUUCAAACAAGUCUGCGCUGUUUUGAGCUAGUUUCGUAGCAUUCCGGCGGCGGCCGACUUCCGUAAAUGGUGUGAGCGCUUCAAUGUGGCGCUCGGUUUUGACUUCUCGUCGUGUGCCUGUCUUCGCCUGAUUCUACGAGCCGGCUUCCUUUUUUACUUUACCCGUCCUCUGGUCACCGGAGAACGGAAUGGCGGCGGCGGCCCCCAACCCGGAGGACUCGGCCCGGAGUAGUAGUAGUGGGAGUAGUGGUGGGAGCGGCGGCGGCGUUUGCGGCACCCCGAGCUCCCUGGCCGCGGAUGGCGACACGGAAGAGGCGGAAGACUUCGCGUCGUCCUCCCACUGCUCGGAGCUGUCGCGGCGGCAGAACGAGCAGCGCAAGCAGGGCUUGUUCUGCGACGUCAUGCUCGCCUUCAGCAGCGGCGCGGCGGCCGGUGGCGUCCAGACGUGCGAGUUCGCGGCCCACCGUUCGGUGCUGGCCGCCGCCACCGACUACUUCACGCCGCUGCUGGGCGGACAGUUCUCCGAGUCGCUGUCUGGCCGCGUGGACAUGAAGGAGUGGAGCUCGGAGAUGGGACCCGACCCCGAGACGGUGGAGAGCGUCAUCCAGUACAUGUACACCGGGGAGAUUCGUGUCAGUACCUGCAACGUGCAUGAAGUCCUGGAGCUAGCUGACAGGUUCCUACUGGUCCAGCUGAAGGAUUUCUGCGGCGAGUUCCUGAAGAAGAAGUUGAGCCUGACCAACUGCGUGGCGGUGCACAGUCUGGCGCACAUGUACACACUGGAUCAGUUGGCCCUGCGGGCGGCUGACAUGAUCCGCCGCAACUUCCACAAGGUGAUUCAGGAUGAGGAAUUCUACACUUUGCCCUUCCACCUGGUGCGCAAUUGGCUGUCAGACGACCAGAUCACGGUUGACUCGGAGGAGGUGCUGUUCGAAGCGGUGGUCAAGUGGGUGCAGAAGAUGCCCGAAGAGCGCGGCGGCUACUUCGAGGAGCUCUUCCGCCUCCUCAGGCUGCCUCAGAUCAAGCCCACCUACCUGACGCGAGUGGUCAAGAACGAGCGGCUGGUGGCGGCCAACGAGGCGUGCCUGCGCCUUGUGUCGGAGGCCGUGGAAGGCUACGCGAUCCGUUUUGAGAACUUCAAGUUGGCCGACCUUGAGCUAUGGUCCUCGUUCGUGGUGUCCUUCCAGCCGCGCUUCGGCCAAAACAUGGAUGUCAUCAUGGUGGUGGGCGGCGUGUCGGAGGGCGGGGACUACUUGAGCGAGUGUGUGGGUUACUUCAUUUACGAGGACCGCUGGGUUAACCUUCCGCACAUCCACAACCACCUGGACGGCCACGCCAUCGCCGCCACCGACUCGCACGUCUACGUGGCGGGCUCCAUGGAGCCGGGCUUCGCUAAGACGGUGGAGCGCUACAACCCCAACUACAACACCUGGGAGCAGGUGAGCAACCUGACCACCCGCAAGCACUCCUUCGGCCUCACCUGCAUCAAGGACAUCCUGUACAGCAUCGGCGGCCACGGCAACUUCAGCCCGGGCUUCAAGGACGUCAGCGUGUACGAGCCCGAGCAGGACAAGUGGCACAACCUGGAGUCGGCGCCCAAGAUCCUGCGCGACGUCAAGGCGGUGAGCGUGGAGGACCGCUACGUGUACGUGACGGCGCGCACGCCCGUCGACACGGACAAAGACGACGGGCUGAAGACGGUGACCACCCGCUACGAUACCGACAGCCACCAGUGGCAGGACGUGGACUCGUUGCCGCUGGUGGACAACUACUGCGUCUUCCAAAUGGCCGUGGCCGCCACCAACUUCUACCACACGGCCUCUUGCUGCCCCAAGAGCUACAGCAUGCGGGACGAGGUGGCCCGCCAGAAGAUCAGCGCCCGCGUCCCAGACGAGAUCCUGGAGAGCCUGCCGCCCGAGGUGACCAGCAUCGAGGGCGCCGCCAUCUGCCAUUUCGACGACGACGUCUUUAUCAUCGGCGGCUGGAAGAACAGCGACGACGUGGACAAGCAAUACCGCAAGGAAGCGUACCGCUACUGCGCCGAGCGCAGGCGCUGGAUGCUGCUACCUCCCAUGCCGCAGCCGCGGUGCCGCGCCACUGCCUGUCACGUGCGCGUGCCCUACCGCUUCUUGUACGGCUGCCAGCGUUACCCAAUGCCCCAGAACCUGGCGCGCCAGCGGGACCGCAUGCAGCAGAUGCAGCAGCUGCACCGCCGCACGCUCACGCUGCGCCGGCAGCUGCAGUCGCAGAUCGAGUGUUGAAUCGUCAGCCGUCCGCUGGCUUGCUUUGUGGACUCGUUUUAACCACUUUUCCACGAUUCAGAUCAAUGUCCAUUAGUUAGUUUGCCUUCCGUUGAAAUAGAUUCAAAGGAGGGCUUUGUAAUGUUCGAAUCUGUAAUUCAUCCGCCGUGCAUUUCCAUUCGUUACAUGGCUAUUAUUGCAUUCCAUGGAUUGGUUCCAUCUCUAUAUAAGACUGCAAAGACUUUCCUAUACACUCUUGUAGGACAAGACAGGAGAAGAAAAGAGAGCAUUCAAUUGAAGACCAUUGAAUUGACGAUUCCUUGACCAGUUAUCACCGUGUUUGAUUGGAGUGGGAAUAACUUCUGAUAUUUUUUUUUAUAUUUUGCCAA